GAGAGACAGAGAGAAACAGAGAGAGACAGAGAGAGGUAAAAGACAGACAGAGAGGCGAGGAGAACAUUAUUGGUUCAGAAGAAGAGAUGUGGACUUUGUGGACUGUGUGGACUGUGUGGAUGGUGUGGAUGGUGUGUUUGGUUCCGACCACAUCGGAGGCCCUGUGUACACCAGAUGACGGUUAUAAAGUGAGGCUCAGUAUUAAAACAGCUCUGGGAGAUGACGCUUAUCAGUGGAACGAGAGUGAGAUGUUUUUCUUCAGAGCGACGCUCGCCUUCGCCAUGCGGAGCUACGAUGGCAGUGAACAAUACGAUGUUUCCAACAUCCUGGUCUGUGACGAGACUGUGAGGGUGUCGUUUGUGUUUGUGGUGACAAAACCAAGCAACACCGCCGAGCUGGUGCCCAAAGCCGAGGUGGAGAACGCUAUUAAGAAGUCCAGGCACCGUAUCAACAGUGCCUUCCUGCUGACUGACCAGACGCUGGACUUUGUGGGAAUUGACCCCACCCUCGCGGCCCCCAUCCAGUAUGACACCCCGCCGUGGCUCAUCGCCUUCGGGGUGGUGAUGGGGCUGGUGUGCGCCGGCAUCGUCGCUCUGCUGGUCUCCACAUUUAUCAAGAAGACACGAUCUAAGAAACCACUCGCUGAGUCCGCGGAUGAGGAGGGGGCAGGAAGAGGAAACGGAAUCCUGUGUGAAAGUAUCAGGGGGAAAGACGGACUCUUCAACCGAGGAUUCGUCGAUGAUGACCGCCUGACAAAGCUGUAAAGUGUAUCCUGGUGGAAGUUGACAAGAUAUCCUCACUGACCCAAACCAAGGCAGUGCUAAGACCAUCAGUGUCCUGUGAAAACAUCAUAACUCUUAUUUUGUGACAAUAUGUUAAUAGUGCAAAAAGAUUAAAUAUAUAUAUAUAUAUAUUAAAAGACCUCCCAAUUUUCUCCAGAUAAAAAAGCCGGCCUGCGUUACCUCUUACGUAACUUUAAUGGACUUUUAUG
Messenger RNA from Colossoma macropomum (tambaqui), 991 nucleotides. RefSeq names its product collectrin, amino acid transport regulator (gene cltrn). The transcript has 6 exons. Lineage: Eukaryota; Metazoa; Chordata; Actinopteri; Characiformes; Serrasalmidae. Bases 87 to 764 code for a protein of 225 amino acids. The record is from RefSeq and is a predicted model, not a curated record.